ACGUCAGAUCGUUUAAUCCGGAAACGGCGGCGGCGGCGGCAGCAGAGACGAUACACCGAGGGGCAGUCGUUGGUGGGCGCUCCGGGGUUCCAAGCGAAGGUAACGUGACCCGGAAGCGGAAACGGGUCCCGUCGCAGCUCCGGCCUGCCGGCGGGUUCCUGCUGCCAUGGACCUGUUGUUUGGGCGCCGGAAGACGCCAGAGGAACUGUUGCGACAGAACCAGCGGGCCCUCAACCGGGCCAUGCGGGAGCUGGACCGGGAGAGACAGAAGCUGGAGACCCAGGAGAAGAAAAUCAUCGCAGACAUUAAGAAGAUGGCCAAGCAGGGCCAGAUGGAUGCUGUGCGCAUCAUGGCCAAGGACCUGGUACGCACCCGGCGCUAUGUGCGCAAAUUUGUGCUGAUGCGGGCCAAUAUCCAGGCUGUGUCCCUCAAGAUCCAAACGCUGAAGUCCAACAAUUCAAUGGCGCAAGCCAUGAAGGGCGUCACCAAGGCUAUGGGCACCAUGAACAGACAGCUGAAGCUCCCACAGAUCCAGAAGAUCAUGAUGGAGUUUGAGCGGCAGGCAGAGAUCAUGGACAUGAAAGAGGAGAUGAUGAAUGAUGCCAUCGAUGAUGCCAUGGGUGACGAGGAAGACGAGGAGGAGAGUGAUGCUGUGGUGUCCCAGGUCCUGGAUGAGCUGGGACUGAGCCUCACAGAUGAGCUGUCCAAUCUCCCUUCAACUGGGGGCUCGCUCAGUGUGGCUGCUGGUGGGAAGAAAGCAGAGGCUGCAGCUUCAGCCCUGGCUGAUGCAGAUGCAGACCUAGAGGAGCGACUCAAGAACCUGCGGCGGGACUGACCACCCAGCCCUACCCUGACUGCCCUGGAGCCCGCUAAUGCUCCCUCUGGAAUAAAGAG
Molecule: messenger RNA, 894 nt
Organism: Orycteropus afer afer
Lineage: Eukaryota; Metazoa; Chordata; Mammalia; Tubulidentata; Orycteropodidae
Gene: CHMP2A
Product: charged multivesicular body protein 2A
Biological process (GO): late endosome to vacuole transport; endosome transport via multivesicular body sorting pathway; protein transport
Cellular component (GO): ESCRT III complex; multivesicular body
Source: RefSeq, a predicted model, not a curated record